This is a messenger RNA of Melanotaenia boesemani (Boeseman's rainbowfish), 5033 nucleotides long. RefSeq names its product ATPase family AAA domain-containing protein 2-like. Gene Ontology annotation, biological process: positive regulation of transcription by RNA polymerase II. NCBI's taxonomy places the organism in Eukaryota, Metazoa, Chordata, Actinopteri, Atheriniformes, Melanotaeniidae. Bases 373 to 4863 code for a protein of 1496 amino acids. Gene Ontology annotation, molecular function: chromatin binding; ATP binding; ATP hydrolysis activity. The transcript is spliced from 30 exons. Gene Ontology annotation, cellular component: nucleus. The record is from RefSeq and is a predicted model, not a curated record.
ACUAGCAUGUAUGUAUUCCUCCGCUUGUUUUGCUGAAUAUUAUAACUGCUGGUGGAACAGCAAUAAUGAUGAUGGCGGUCACUGGAAUUCGCUGCAAUGAUGAUACAUUAAAAAUUGGAUUACCUUUACAUUUUGACUUCAUUUUACAAGUUUAACAAAAGAUCUAUUUUGUUAUGCGGCAGCUCAUAGCGGCUUACCUCACAACCUCCGAUGACGUUUAUGGCGCCAGAAAUCAAGGGUUUAGUAAGGCGCUUGACUGUCGGCUGUCGGAUAUUUGCCGUUAUAUCUGCUAUGACGGUGCAACCAUAAACUCUAAACAUAUCAGGUGAUUUUCCGUCGUUUGUGGACAUAUACGGUUGAUCAAGAGUCAAGAUGGUGAUCCUACGUAGCAGCGGCAGUGUCGGAGCUGAACCGAUGGCUUCUACGCCGAAGAGGAGGUCGAUUGAUUUGGAUACAAGCUCAGAGUUUUUGUCCCUGAUUCCCGCGUCGCAGAGAAAGUCCGCCCGACUUACCCGGUCUUCCCGUUGCUUGAAUGACAGCUUCAGCAGCCCUGAAAACACCUCGGUAAAUGGCCAUGCUGGUCAGAAAGAGGGAAGCGGUCUAUAUCAUUCUCUAAGGACCAGAGGACAAAGAAGUAAACUAGAGGUCUCUUUUGCUGACAUGGAGCCAAAGAGCAGCUCUCCUUUAGAUGAAGCCAAAGCUGAAGGGCACUGCACCAGGAAAUCAUCCAGGCUGCAGAGAGAGGGAAAAGCAUCCAGUGGAAAUCAGCAAGCAGAUGUUCCAGAUGUAGUGGAGGGGUCGUCCACUCCUAAGAGGAGUCGUUUUAACCUUCGGAGCCGAGAUACUGAGGAAGAAGAGGAGGAAGAGGAAGAUCGGGCAGUGCGACGAAGCUCUCGGAUCACCAGAUACAAAUUGAAUUCUCGCAACCAGUCUGUGCUUUAUGAUCGUCUCAUCACCAACACUGCUGAAGCUGUUCUCCAAAAGAUGGACGACAUGCAGAAGAUGAGACGCAGACUGAGAAGCAGAGACACAAAAGAAGAGCAGCUAGGCGGGUACACCAAUGGCAGGAUGCAGCGGUCUCUGCUGACAAGUGCUGAGAGUAAAAAAAGUGAGGAGAAGAACCAAGUAGAGGAUGAUGAUGAUAAUGAAGAAGAUGAAGAUGAUGAGGAAGAGGGAGAAGAUGAUGAUGAUGAUGAAGAUGGCGAAGAUGAGGAUGAGGAAGAAGAAAACCAACGACGCUAUGACUUCCGACAGAGAAAGACUGUGGUUCGCUACCAGGCCCCACAAGAUGAACCCCGAGAGCCCAGGAAACGCAGCGUGUACUUUGAGGAGCAUUCGUCCCCUACCAGAUGCAGAUUCAGAUUCAGCUCCACAGCCCCCAGAAGCCCCUAUAACAGGAGAACCAGUAGGAGUAGUUCUGAGAGAAGGAGACAUGCCAUCCACAGUAGUGACUCCACAUCCUCCUCUUCGGAUGACGAGAAGUUCCAGAGACGAAGGAGUAAAAACAGGAGCAGGUCUGUGAACAGAUGUCUGCCAAUGAAUCUUGUUAAAGAGGACCUACUGGGAAUCCACAAGGACAGGAUGAAGAUUGGAGCCAGCCUUGCUGAUGUGGACCCUAUGCACAUUGACAAGACGGUUCGCUUUGACAGCAUUGGAGGUUUGAGCAAACACAUUUCUGCACUUAAGGAGAUGGUGGUGUUCCCUCUUCUCUACCCAGAGGUCUUUGAGAGGUUCAGGAUACAACCACCAAGGGGCUGUCUGUUUUACGGUCCUCCAGGCACAGGGAAAACCUUGGUGGCAAGGGCUCUGGCCAAUGAGUGCAGUCAGGGAGAAAGAAAGGUGUCAUUUUUUAUGAGAAAAGGAGCCGACUGCCUUAGUAAGUGGGUGGGAGAAUCUGAGAGACAGCUGCGACUGCUGUUUGACCAGGCAUAUCAGAUGCGUCCGUCAAUCAUCUUCUUUGAUGAAAUUGAUGGUUUGGCUCCAGUCAGGUCCAGCCGCCAAGACCAGAUUCACAGUUCUAUUGUGUCAACCCUUCUGGCUCUCAUGGACGGAUUAGACAGCAGAGGAGAAGUUGUUGUUAUUGGAGCUACAAACAGACUGGACUCCAUUGACCCAGCUCUGAGAAGACCAGGACGCUUUGAUAGAGAAUUCCUCUUUGGCCUGCCAGACAGAGAGGCAAGAAAGGACAUCCUUAAGAUCCACACUAGACAAUGGACUCCUUUACCCUCUGAUGCUUUCCUGGAAGAGCUUGCAGAUAAAUGCGUUGGGUAUUGUGGAGCAGAUAUCAAGGCAGUGUGUUCAGAGGCGGCCCUUUGUGCGCUGCGGCGUCGCUACCCUCAGAUCUACUCCUCAUCACAGAAACUUGUACUGGAUGUGAACUCUAUUGUCAUCACUAACAAAGACUUCAUGUGUGCCAUGUCCAAGAUGGUGCCAGCUGCCCAGAGGGCGGUAGUGUCACCUGCUAAAGCCUUGAUACCUGCCAUUCGUCCUCUGCUGAGCGCAACUUUGCAGAACAUCCUCCACACAGUCAGCAGAGUGUUCCCACAUGCUGAGCAGGGUUUAAAGAGGAAGAGAGAACAAAAUCUGGCCUGUGGAUUGUCUGAGGAUGAGCUGAUGUUCAGUGAAGAAGAGGACUUUGAGGUUUCCUUUGGUGGACUAACCUCUCAACCCCACCACAAAAUAACUGCUGCUAAAAGCCUCUUGAGUGUUAACAGAGGAGUGUUGAGCCAGCCGACGUCCUACCGUCCCAGGCUUCUGUUGGCGGGCAGACCAGGCUCGGGUCAGAGUUCCCACCUGGCUCCUGCUGUUCUCCAUGCUCUGGAAAAAUUCACAGUGUACACACUGGACAUGGCUGUGCUGUUUGGAGCCAGUGCAACGUUACCAGAAGAAACCUGUGCUCAGAUUUUUGUUGAAGCCAAGCGUACCUCUCCAAGCAUCUUGUACAUCCCCCACAUUGAACAAUGGUGGGAAACAGUGAGUCCUGCCUUAAGAGCUACCUUCCUGAGCCUCCUUAGCUCCAUCCCUGCCUUCUCUCCUAUUCUGCUUUUGGCUACCUGCAGCCUCCAUUAUCACUAUCUCAGUAUGGAGGUGCAGGAGUUGUUUCGGAUUGAAUACGGAGAGGUUUUUCAUGUCCAGGUCCCCACCAGCCGAGAAAGAAGGGACUUCUUUGAGGAUCUGAUUCUUAACCAGGCUGCAAGAGCCCCUGCUUCAAAAAAGAAAGCUGUGCUCCAUGCUUUGGAGGUGCUUCCAGUUGCCCCUCCCCCUGCACCACGUCACCUGACAGAAGAAGAGAGUCAGAAACUGGAAGAGCAAGAGGAGGACACCCUCAGGGAACUUCGUCUUUUUUUGCGUGAUGUCACAAAUCGCCUGUCUCAAGAUAAACGGUUCAAGGCUUUUACAAAGCCUGUGGAUUUAGAGGAGGUUCCAGAUUAUGCCGAGGUGAUCCAGAAGCCCAUGGACCUGUCAACGGUUCUUUCUAAGAUAGAUCUUCAUCAUUACUGGACAGUCAAAGAGUUCCUCAAGGAUGUGGAUCUUAUCUGGCAGAAUGCCCUCGAAUACAACCCAGAUAGGGACCCUUCAGAUCGUCAGAUCCGCCACAGAGCAUGUGCAUUGAAGGACACUGUACAGGCUAUCAUCCGAGAAGAGUUGGAUGAAGAUUUUGAGAAAAUUUGUGAGGAGAUCAAAGAGUCGCGCAGAACAAGAGGUUGCUCUACUGCACAGUUUGCCCCCUCCUUCUACCAUGUCCUUCCCAAACAGCCCAAAUCUGCCAUGAACACCAGCAUCGCUGACACUGAACCACAAAGAGAGACAAAUGGAUCCACAACUGCAGUAGCUCCCACUACAAGUUUCCCUACUAUUACAACACCCAAAAACACAGCCCAGAAGAAGAAACGCCGGAAAAGUCGCUGGUCUACUGGCCACAUCGCAAAGAAGAAAACUUACUCUUCUAAUGUGUCCAAAGAUGAUUCACAGUUGGCCUCUGAGUAUGAAGAUGAUGGAGAUGAUGAAGAGGAUGUUGAGAAGGGAGGAAGAGCGGAGCAUCAUGGAAACAAUGAAACAGAAGAACAUCAGAUGGUUGUUGAAACAGAGCCAGGACCUGCAGCACCGCAGGAUGGUAGUUCCAUGCCCCGUGAAAGAGAGCUGAACAGUCAGGAAGAGGGAUCGCAGCGGGACGAGACAAAACCAGCCACUGAAGAGGAGGUUGCUCUGGGCGAAAAAGAGAAACAAGAAAAUGACAGAGAGAUGGAGAAAAACAAAGACAAACCUGUAAAACAUCAGUCAAGACAGUCUGAAAAUGAAAAUAAUGAAGGAAGAGAUGUUAACAAUGAGUCCAUCUCACUGAAUGUUAACAAGGAGGGCCAUACAGAGGCAGAAUAUGACGCUCAGAACAGUAAUACAGCAGAGACUAUCGCUGAAAAUCAGUCAGAGACUCAAAUUCUACAGACUCAGUCUUCAGAAGAACCACAGAGCAAUGUAGUUACAGCAGAGGAAGCUGAGCUGAAUAGUCCUGCAGAGCCAAUGGAGACAAAUACAACAGAACCCUUAACCCCAGAGGGAGCUGUCACAGAUUGCAACAUGAGGCGAAUGACUCGGGCUCUAAAGAACACUGUCCUGCAGCAGCAGAUGAUCAAUGUGGACAAAGCUCUGCAGAUCCUGCACCAGGAAACGCCUCCUCUGGUUGUGGACAGAGACAAAUUAAAGGAGCUGUUGGAGAAAGUGGUGUCAAAGACUGAAGGCUAUGAGGUGUACAAGCUAGAGAAACUCUACGCCCUUCUCUGUCAGAGUGUCUACAGACACAGACGAGACCACAACAAAACAGCACUUCUAAAAGACAUGGAACAAGAGAUUGAAGACUUCUGCUGAUCUAACAGCAACAUGACCAUUUAUAACAGUGACCAUUAACCCUUGAUCUGUGUAAUUUUACAUAUACUGGUUCUAUUUUAAUAGAAAUUUAUAGGCAUUUAUAUUUGUGCUGUAGCUUAAACUUUGUAUAACCUUAUUUGUUUAUAUGUAAGUAAAUAGUUUUCAUCUAA